Messenger RNA from Rhinocladiella mackenziei CBS 650.93, 654 nucleotides. RefSeq lists its product as uncharacterized. Gene Ontology annotation, molecular function: protein binding. The transcript has a single exon. NCBI's taxonomy places the organism in Eukaryota, Fungi, Ascomycota, Eurotiomycetes, Chaetothyriales, Herpotrichiellaceae. The record is from RefSeq and is a predicted model, not a curated record. The coding region runs from base 1 to 654 and encodes 217 amino acids.
AUGGCUUCUAUCGACGACACAUAUACUCAACUCCCCCUACACAUUGAUCCCCAAACAAAACAAAUUUCUAUCCUCUCCUCGGACAAGACCCUUCAGGAUGCCAUUUCCAAUCUGAACAGUCUACAUGGCGCUCUCAAGUCCCUCGAGACCUCGAACAACGUCCCACCCCCCCCUCUCCCCGUCAAUCCCAAACGAUCCGCCCAGGUCCAAAAGUUAAGAGACUCUGCGGCAGCGGCGUCUCGUAAAGGCCAGCAUGCGGACGCCAUCCGCCUUCUCGGAUUUGGCAUAGAUAUGGCAGCAGCCCGACCAGGCUGGGAACCCAUAAGUCGUGCUAGAGAAGAACUAGCCCUGAUGUAUCUGUCUCGCGCCGCAGCACAUGCAAGUGUUCAAAACUGGGUGGAGGGUCUUAAAGAUGCUGAGUGCAGUUUGGAAUGUAAAAGAGGCCCUGGUAUUGGCCCGAAUGGAGAAAAAGUUCCUGGGAACGCCAAAGCAUACAUUGUCGGAGGCAGAUGUCUGAUGGAGAUGGCUCGCUGGGCCGAUGCCGUUGAAUGGCUCGAGAGGGCGAUCCAGAUGGAAGGAAAGGAAGGUGAUGAUGGCCGAGAACUCACCAGACAACUAGCAGAAUCGAAAAAGCACAUAAAAGAUGCGAAUUGA